This is a messenger RNA of Annulohypoxylon truncatum, 1683 nucleotides long. RefSeq names its product enolase C-terminal domain-like protein. Gene Ontology annotation, molecular function: magnesium ion binding; L-rhamnonate dehydratase activity. NCBI's taxonomy places the organism in Eukaryota, Fungi, Ascomycota, Sordariomycetes, Xylariales, Hypoxylaceae. The transcript has 4 exons. Gene Ontology annotation, biological process: carbohydrate catabolic process. The record is from RefSeq and is a predicted model, not a curated record. Bases 388 to 1674 code for a protein of 428 amino acids.
GCACGAAUGCAAGGAGCUAGGACGGCUUUCCAUGGCUAUCCCAGGCACCACCCCACUGUCCCGACGGACCUCCUCGGUCUUUGUCGUCCUUUCGUCAGAAGCACAGGGGAGGUCGUUGCCCGGGAAGCCGAGCCUGACGCUGGUGCCUUGCGUUUUCUAUACGUAUUAAUAUUCCGGUCACGACGUAUCCAAGUCUCUGAGUGGUGUUUGUCACUCUAACUCUUGCCGCUUCUGCCGAUCCGACUCUAUCCCCUCUUCGUCUUCGUCUUCGCCUUUGUCUUUUUACUAGGUACUUAAGGCAUUCCCGCAACCAAAAGUACGCUGGUCGGAUAUAACAAGAAGAAAACAACAUACAGAAGCGAUUUAUUAUAAGACGAAGCAAUCAAAAUGGCUUCGGCGAGACAGUUUCCCACCAUUAAAGCUGUUCGAUCAUACGUGAUUGGUGGUGUAGGCUCAGGUGGUGACUAUCACAAUGUCAAAGGUGGCCAUUGGCUGAUCGAUACCGAUAUCUCUACGCCGUGCUCUAUCUGGGACCAAUAUAAGAAAUCGAGAACGAGCUGGGGUAUCAACGUCCUCGGCUCGUUCCUCGUUGAGAUCGAGGCCAGCGAUGGCACUGUAGGCUUUGCGACGGGCUUUGGCGGCCCACCGGCUUGCUGGAUCGUUCACAAGCAUUUCGAGCGAUUCCUAAUCGGGGCUGAUCCCAGAAAUACCAACCUACUCUUUGAGCAGAUGUAUCGAGCUUCUAUGUUCUACGGCCGUAAGGGAUUGCCGAUAGCCAUUAUCUCGGUCAUUGACCUGGCCCUGUGGGAUUUGAUAGGAAAGCUGAGAAAUGAGCCGGUGUAUAAGCUCAUCGGCGGUGCUGCGAGAGAGCGGAUAGACUUUUACUGCACGGGACCGGAGCCGACAGCGGCUAAGGCGAUGGGUUUCUGGGGCGCCAAGGUUCCCUUACCUUAUUGCCCGGCUGACGGCCACGAGGGACUGAGGAAGAAUAUUGCGUUCCUUCGCAAGCACAGAGAAAGCGUAGGACCGGACUUCCCUAUCAUGGUCGACUGCUACAUGAGCUUGAACGUGUCAUAUACUAUCGAAAUUGCCGAGAAGUGCAAGGACUUGGACAUUAACUGGUGGGAAGAGUGUCUGACGCCCGACGACACGGAUGGCUUUGAGCAGAUCAAGCGAGCCCACCCAACCCUCAAGUUCACGACAGGAGAACAUGAGUAUUCCAGAUACGGAUUCCGCAAGUUGAUCGAGGGCCGCAACCUAGACAUCAUCCAGCCGGACGUGAUGUGGUUGGGUGGUAUGACGGAACUGCUUAAGGUGUCCGCCAUGGCUGCUGCGUACGAUAUUCCCGUGGUGCCUCACGCAAGCGGACCUUACAGCUACCACUUUGUCAUUUCGCAGCCCAACACUCCCUUCCAGGAGUACUUGGCGAACUCGGCGGAUGGCAAGAGUGUCCUUCCGGUGUUUGGCGACCUCUUCCUUGACGAGCCUAUUCCGACCAAGGGCUACUUGACGUCCGCCGACCUCGACAAGCCCGGUUUCGGUCUUACCUUGAACCCGGCAGCGAGGUCAAAACUGAUCCCGUCAGACUACCUUUUGAGCCCGCCUCCGGCUAACGUCUUGCAAACGGCGACAGGGCUACCGGACUCGAAGCCGACUGGAGAGAAAGCUACCUAGAGAGGUAGC